This is a messenger RNA of Drepanopeziza brunnea f. sp. 'multigermtubi' MB_m1, 882 nucleotides long. RefSeq lists its product as uncharacterized. NCBI's taxonomy places the organism in Eukaryota, Fungi, Ascomycota, Leotiomycetes, Helotiales, Drepanopezizaceae. The record is from RefSeq and is a predicted model, not a curated record. Gene Ontology annotation, molecular function: GTPase activity.
AUGAGCAAGUUCGGCGUCAUGGUUAUGGGUCCUGCCGGUGCUGGCAAAAGCACCUUCUGCUCGUCCCUCAUCACCCACCUGCGCAACAACCGCCGCUCCUGCUUCUAUGUCAACCUCGACCCCGCCGCCGAGGACUUCACCCACCAGCCCGAUCUCGACAUCAAGGACCUGAUCUCGCUCGAAGAUGUUAUGGAGGAGAUGGGCCUCGGUCCCAACGGCGGCCUGAUCUACUGCUUCGAGUUCCUGAUGGAGAACCUGGACUUUCUCACCGAGGCCCUCGACCCCCUGACGGAAGAGUACCUGAUCAUCAUCGAUAUGCCGGGCCAGAUUGAGCUGUACACGCACAUCCCCAUCCUGCCUGCGCUGGUGCGCCAUCUGACGAGGACUGGGGCGCUGGAUAUCAGACUCUGCGCGGCGUAUUUGCUGGAGGCAACGUUUGUAAUUGACCGCGCCAAGUUCUUUGCCGGGACCUUGAGCGCGAUGAGUGCGAUGAUUAUGCUGGAGGUGCCGCAUGUCAAUAUCCUAUCGAAGAUGGAUUUGGUGAAGGGGCAGGUGGGCAAGAGGGAGCUGAAGCGCUUCUUGGAUCCGGACGUCACACUCUUGGACGACGAUCCGACUGGGGGAGAGGCGGAUACUGGAGAGGGUCAGACGGCGGAUUCGAAGACGGUGAUGAAGGGUAAUAGCUUCAAGAGGCUGAAUAAGGCGGUCGCAGGACUGAUUGACGCCUUCAGCAUGGUGUCAUAUCUACGGUUGGAUGUGCAGGAUGAGGAUAGUGUCAACAGCAUCUUGAGCUAUAUCGACGACGCGAUCCAGUUCAACGAGUCACAGGAACCGAAGGAACCUAACGACGAAGUAGACAUGGAAUAUGGCGAUGAAGAUUGA